Messenger RNA from Astyanax mexicanus (Mexican tetra), 1409 nucleotides. RefSeq names its product testis-specific serine/threonine-protein kinase 6. Gene Ontology annotation, biological process: microtubule cytoskeleton organization; intracellular signal transduction; protein phosphorylation. Gene Ontology annotation, molecular function: protein serine/threonine kinase activity; ATP binding; tau-protein kinase activity. Gene Ontology annotation, cellular component: cytoplasm. NCBI's taxonomy places the organism in Eukaryota, Metazoa, Chordata, Actinopteri, Characiformes, Acestrorhamphidae. The transcript is spliced from 4 exons. Bases 175 to 1146 code for a protein of 323 amino acids. The record is from RefSeq and is a predicted model, not a curated record.
AGGUUCUAGGCUCAGUUAGGAUUUGGCAGCUUACAGUACGCUUCACUCCUGCGUUCCCCAUAUCGUUUAGCUGACGCUCUUAACUAUUAUUGACUGGUAAUAACUAUUAUCUAGAGCUAGCUUAUUCACAGGUUCUAUAUCCACAACUGAGUUUACUUGAGGUCAAGGGUAAUAAUGCUGAGUAAAGCCCUUCUGAGAGGCUUGGGCUACAAGGUGAUACAUUCCAUCGGUAAAGGCUCUCAUGGGGAGGUCGUCCUGGCCAAAUCAUGGAAAUAUCCCGAAAACGUGGCCAUUAAAAUAGUGGACAAGAAAGUGGCACCACCUGAUUUCGUUUCAAAAUUUCUACCCCAAGAACUGUCUGUUAUCAAAACCAUAGAGCACCCGAACAUCAUUAAGGUGCACAAAAUUCAUGAGAUAUCAGACAGACUGGUGUUUAUUGUGAUGGAGUUGGCCGUUAAGACUCUAGAACAAAAGAUUGGGCUCUGCCGCCUUCCCAACGACGAGGCCAAAGUCUUGUUCUCCCAACUGGCCAGCGCUGUGAAUUAUCUGCAUGAGCGGGACAUCGUCCAUCGGGACCUAAAAUGUCCAAAUGUCCUGCUCACUGCAGAAGACACAGUUAAGUUGAGCGACUUUAGUUUUUCGGGAUACUACAAAGGCCUCAGUAAGACGUUCGUUUGCUCCCCUGCCUACGCUGCACCUGAGGUGCUGAACCUCAUUCCCUACGAUCCCAAAAAGAGCGAUGUGUGGAGCCUGGGCGUGACGCUUAACUGCAUGGUCACCGGAUCCAUUCCCUUCAACAAUGAAGACAUGAGCAGUUUCCUAUCAUCCCAGCGAGCACCCAUACAUUUUCCAUUUCACAUCAUAUUGGACAAGCAGUGUCGGGAUUUAAUCACUGACAUGCUGAAGUACAAUCCCUUAGAUCGCCCUUCUAUCAGUGAAGUGGCUAACCACCCUUGGCUGCAGUCAAGAAAACAAGAUGAAUUGAGUGAGACUCCAGAUGAAUCUUUGUUUGUGGCUGGAAGCUCUUUGAAAAUGAAGAAGGCAGAGGAUAUCCAGCAGCAGCUGCACUCUACUAAGGAGCAGGACAAAGGUGUUCUCUCCCCCAUAAAGUCCUUUUUUAAAUGGAUCGCCGGGAAGAUCUUUUAGGGAUCAGUAAAGGGAUGAAGAAAGUUAAGAAGAUGAAAAUGAUUCAACCGUUGUAGACGUCUAGCCCGGCUACGGUUGAUAACAGCGUACUGACUUCUUACUGUGCUAAUUUGUCAUUUAUAAGUAGUUUGACCAGAGGAGGAUGGGUCUACCUUGUGAGUCUGGUUCCUUCCAAGGUUUCUUCCUCACUGAGGGAGUUUUUCCUGGCCACUGUCGCCUUCGGCUUACUCACUUGGGGUCUAAACAAGCCAGUACUAAUUUGU